UGAUGGUCCUUAUAUCUUUAUGAACACAAAUAUUGAUUGAUAUCAAGUUACAUGUAAAUAUAUAAUAAUUGAGAAUAAGAACUUUCAUAUGGAAAAGUGUAUUCAUCAAGAUUUUAGUUUAAUUCCAUUUACAUCCGUUUAUGCGUUGGAAGAACAUGAAGAUCAGUUUUUUAGUAAAUACGCUUUAUUUCGUGGUUAGUUCUAAAAGUUUCUUAAUUACGGUCUAAAUUUAAAAUGUUUUUAAAAAGUUUCUUCAUCGGUUUGUUAUUAUUUUUUGUUGAAAAUAUAUACCCAAUAAGUGAUUAAUUUAUAAGCAUCUGAAUUUGAACAAUAAGAUGACUCGGGCGGAGGUUUAGCCCAAGACCUCUUGCACUAGAAGCGAACGCUCUACCACAAGGCUACCAUUACGGUUGCAACGAGGUUAAAAAUUAUUCUGUGCUGUAUAAAGCCUGUCGUUAAGGCUUUUUAGCCAAUCAGUUGAAAAUAGCUAUCAGUUAAAUGAAAACGUAUAUAUAUAUAUCAAAAAUAAAUUUUCAUAGCACAAAAAUAAGAAAAAAGACGCCCAUUUUUCAAACCAUCUUUUUACUUUCUUGAAUUGGAAAAGUGGCUUGGGAAUAUCAACAUAAAAGUAGCUUUGAUUUUUUUGGUUUACAAAAGAAAAUUUAUUAUGCAGCUGCGUUCUCGCAAUUGUGGUGUAUACUGUUGACCUCGGCUUUAUAUUUUAUAGCAUAGCAUCAAAACCAGUCUGAAUUAGGAUAGAUUUUUACAUAACAAAUCUCUGCCCCCUUGUUCAGAGAAGACUUCUUUUCCUAAAACACUAAAUAACUUAUUUCUCCGCAAAGCAUACCAAUUAAACUGAAUCAGAUAAAAAGCUAAAUAUUCAAUGUUUUUAAUGUUAAAUGCCACAUCAUUUUAAUAAUUUACCAACUCUAGUUUGGAAAUCUAUUUCUAGUAAUAUUUUCCUUAACACUUGGCUGCAAACACAAAACUUUCAUUCUGUUUAUAAGCUGCAGUGAAGGAACAGAAACCAAGGGAAAGAAGAAGACGAAAAACAAAAUGUAUUCUGUGUGGGUUAUAAUGGUUUUGCUUAAAUACAAUGAAGCAUCAACUUGCGAAUCAAAGUAUAAAUGCAAAGAAACAAAAACAUCCGCUACAUUAGCUUACAUCAGCAUGCAUAAACUCAACAACACAAAGUUGAAUGGAACCAUACUAUCAACACAUUAUGUUGAAAAUACAACAAGAUGUAAUAAACUCUGUGCAUUGCAUGAUGGAUGUGUUUCAACUAAUGUUGGUCCAAACAACGCAUCAACGUUUGUUUGUCAAUUGCUUGGUGAAGACAGACGCACGAAUGCUGAGCUUCUUGUCAAAGCAGCUGGAUGGUCGCUUUUCACGACACCUAGUAUAUGUGAUGACAACCCGUGCAAACCCGGCAUCGAGACAUGUCUUCCACAUUAUGGAAAUAAUUCAUACACAUGUGUACUUUCAAAUCCUUAUCAGUUUCCGUUGAUGAACUUCACCUUUGAUGAAGAUGGUAAAUGUUCUGGUUGCAAAGCCAGUGCGUAUUGGGCGGCUGGAAAACGAAUACACGUUCCUGACCGAAUAACCAAAGUGAUGUAUUUUCCAGAAAGAAUUGAGUACGGAGGUGGACCAGCUUUGUAUCCUGAAGGUUGCCUUAAGGAUUUAUCACCAGCGUUUCCUGGUAACUGUGAUAGUGAUGGCUUCGUAUUUUCAUUCUGGUACAGAACAUUCAUGCGUGCUCUUGGAAACGCCCUUUUAUUUGAGAGUCCAAGUAAUGGUUUCUAUGUCCGUAUCGGUCAUCGAAAUGCAGAAACCAGAACUGCGUUCUGGCGUGUUACUUUCCUUACGGGUUACACCUAUCACUUUGUAAACUAUGAAGGUCCUGAUGCUUCUCAAUGGAUUCACUUUGUUUUCAAAUUUCAUAUUGCAAAUGACCUGUUUUCUGUAUUUAUUAAUGGAAUACAUGCAUCUGAUGGAGAAAAAGUUGCUAUAUCACCUAAUGGUAAAAGCACGCAAUUGAAUUUGGCUUGGAGGUACUACGGAAUGUUUGAUGAUAUUGUGUAUUAUAAUCGUUUGCUUUCCAAUGAAGAAAUUCUCAAACUGCACCGAGAGCAGGCCACACAUUAAUGAAACAUUGGGAUAAUGAUGUUGCUAGUUCUCUCACAGUGCUGUUCAAAUUUGUAAAUAUACCGAUGUUUUUAUGCUUUUAUAAUUAUAAUAGAAUCCCGGUUUUUCGAACAAGCAUUUACUCGAAAUUUUUGGCUAUCAUUUUUGUUUCAUUUAUCACAUCAUACUGUAGCAAGUUUAAUUCUAUUUUGGAAGGCCUAUUAAAUGUUAUGGAGUGUCUGCAGAAUAACUUGCUACGGCCAACUAGACUGAAUAGGGUUAAGAAAAAACCAAAGGAAAAAAUAUUACUUUAAUUAAGCGGAACUUUUGAAUAACUGCCACCUUGAGCAGCUGGCAGUCCACAUUGUAAUAGUUUUACAUCUUACGCACUGAUCAUCAAUUAUUUGUAUAAACUUUAUACAACAUGUUGUAAUUAAUUUUUUUGGAUCUAUAUUAUGUAGAAUUUUGGAUCUUUUGAAAAUCAUUUGUACACUUCUGUGAUUCUUUUAAUGACUAAUACCAUGUUUUCAUUAUAUCGGAUAGAUUUCGUGCAGAAUCAAUUUACGUAACAGAUAGGCCUUCUGUUUCUAUUAGGACGAAUGGUGCCGAAUGAAUUAAGGUAUUGGAUAGCUCCUGGGCCGGGCCGCUUUUAAAAGUGAUACGUCUCGUAUCGAAUGUCUUCUUCCUUUGUUACAAUUGGCGCUCGUUAUCUUGACUAUCCGUUAUCUCGAUCUUUCCGUAUAUCGACCAAUUUUCAUCCCUCCCUUCGGCAUUUCAACCUUCCUUAGGGUAAAACACGUCCAUUAUCUCAACUACCCGUUAUCUCGAACUUUCCUCAUCUCGACCGGCUUUGCGGGCCCUUAAGUACAUUUACAUCACACACAAAAAUUCGAUCAGAAAAUCAUUCGAACGUUCGAAUUUCUCAAAUUUCCUCAAAAUCCAGAUUUCGAAUGUUUACAAUUUUCUUUCCGUUUACACACCAUGUCUAGUAAUAAUUGAUUCUUCUGAUUAAUAGUCCAUCCCUGACCAGAUUUAAAAAUUUAAGUAAUUUUUCUAAUGUGUGCAUGAUAUUGAAAAACUUUCCUUUUCUCCACCUUUUUCACGAUCGACGCUCCUUAUCUCGACUAUCCACUAUUUCGAAUUUUCGUUAUCUUGACCUUUUUCAACAGUCCCGUGGAAGGUCCAGGUAACGAGCGCCGACUGUAUUCUGUAAAUCUUUUAUGAUGACGAAUAUGAUUACAAAGGGCUAUUCCGCAUAUGUAAGCAGAACUGUAUCGGCACGGUUUGUAUGUGCUUCCAUCGUACCGGAUUAUCAAUCAAUUCGGCGCAAACACCUAUCCGAUAUAAUAGAAACAUGGUCUAAAGAACGUAUGGUAACAUCAAAAUCUGAAAUUGUAAUGACUGAUGUUGCCUUAACCUGCAACCCUUAACCCGCAAUC
Molecule: messenger RNA, 3563 nt
Organism: Hydractinia symbiolongicarpus
Lineage: Eukaryota; Metazoa; Cnidaria; Hydrozoa; Anthoathecata; Hydractiniidae
Exons: 7
Coding region: 1057-2145 (362 amino acids)
Source: RefSeq, a predicted model, not a curated record